Clarias gariepinus (North African catfish) is the source of this 2904-nucleotide messenger RNA. It is a transcript of the gene lnpka, whose product is annotated as limb and neural patterns a. Gene Ontology annotation, biological process: endoplasmic reticulum tubular network organization. The transcript is spliced from 13 exons. Lineage: Eukaryota; Metazoa; Chordata; Actinopteri; Siluriformes; Clariidae. The coding region runs from base 201 to 1406 and encodes 401 amino acids. The record is from RefSeq and is a predicted model, not a curated record. Gene Ontology annotation, cellular component: endoplasmic reticulum tubular network.
CGUAUAUUAAACAAGUUACUCUUGUUACUCUUGGCUGAUGUUUGUGCGGUAAAGUGCUUACUGAAAACUUUUUUCUUUGUUUUCUUUGGUUGCUUUUCGCUGUAGAGACACUGCAGAGCUUACUUUCUUGCUAUAGUAGCGGAAAAGUCGUUUAACAGCAGUAAACCGGGAGAGAGUAGAAGUGUGAAUUUGCUCCUAACAUGGGAGCUUUGUUUUCUCGUUGGCGGACCAAGCCAACAACUGUGGAGGUGUUGGAAGGCCUUGACAAGGAUAUCCAUAUCCUUGAGGAGCACAGAGAAAAGAAUCAGAAACAAUUGAAAUUAUGGGUCUACAGAUUGCUUCUAUAUUCAGUCAUUCUGUACCUGUUAGCCUGCAUUGUUGUUUAUAUGUGGUACAUCCCUGAACAGCUAAUGGGGAAACUAAUAUUGGCUUCACCAUUUUUAAUAUUUCCACUGCUUGUAUGGCUUCUGAGAAAACUGUUGAUUAUGUUAUAUACAAGAAGAACAGAAAGAAAUGUUGAAAAAUUAGAAGAAUUGAAAUCUGAAAAAAAGAAAAUACUUGAGCAAGUUAUGGAAACAGAAACCUACAAAAAUGCCAAAUUGAUAUUAGAGCGGUUUGAUCCAGAUUCUAAGAAAAAAAUUGAGCUGGAUGCUACACCGAUCGGACCCUCUGUAACUCCUAGGCAAGGUCAAGAGCUUCGUCAGAGGCAUAUGACUCCUCGCCCUCCUGUUCCUGUGACUCCACACCUAGCAGUAGUAGCACGUCCUCCUCCUGGCCCAACUGCCACUGCUGCCCUGAUCUCAGCACCUGGUGGACCUCCAGAGAGGAACCUGUCUACUUCUGCCCAGCACCAUAUCCUGCUGAGGAGAAAUGCUACCCCUACAGGUUCCCCAGCCCCUGGUGUGGGAAUGCAUCCUCCUGGCCCACCCCUGCCACGGCCUGUACUCCCUCGAAAUAGAGGAACUUUGGACAAGCUUGUUGAAUACCUAGUAGGUGAUGGCCCCCAGAAUAGAUAUGCCCUAGUAUGCCAGCAGUGUCUCUCUCAUAAUGGCAUGGCAUUAAAGGAGGAAUUUGAAUAUAUUGCAUUUAGAUGUGCUUACUGCUACUUCCUGAAUCCUGCCCGGAAGACACGCCCCCAGGCUCCACAUCUACCUGAAUUUAGUGAAGCCAAGAUAAACCUAGGACCAUCUGCUGUUGCUAUGGAGACAGACCAAAAUGCAUCCACUUCUUCUCAAGCAGAGGAUAAAUCUGAGUCCAUUGGUCCUGUAGAGGAAGAAAAGUCAAGUGAGCAUCCGGCAGAAAACCAAGCAGAGAAUUCAGUACCUGUAGAACCAGUCACCACUCUCUCGGACCUUGCUGACAAAUCGGACAAUGAACAAGAUGUGUCUGCUAUGGAGGUGGAAUAAAGAAUAUCUGUGAAUGUGCCUAGUCCCUCUGAAAAGUUGUGUGGUUUGAGUAUCUUAAAAGUUUAUAGCUUUGAUUUAGCCUAGUUUACCUAUACAUUUAUUAUUUUCCUUUUUUUUUUUUUUUUUUUUUAAACUAGAAUAUGGAAGUUGAAAGAGAGAAAUGCAUAUCAAGUGUUGGUUUUCAGGUGUAUAUAGAUAUUUUUUUUUUUAUGUUGAAUUAAAUCAGCAACAGUUUGACCGUUUACGUCUGUUAAGAAUGCACUUCUGUCUGUCGUGAAUUUAAAGUGUUUUUCUUUAAGGAGAAUACCUUCUCAGUGGUCCUCCAUUUAAAAAAAGGAGAAAUGCAUGAGUACUGUUUAUAACUGAAUGUAUUAACUUGUUUCACCAUACGAUAUUACAAAACUUUUGCUCAGUUGUGAUAUUUACGGAUGUUUACAAUUUACAGUGUCGUUUUUGAAGGUAUGUAGUAGGUUAUAUAGUUUUCUACGUACCUGCAGUGAGAUGAGUUUCAUGUUUACACAUAUUAAGCUAGUCAUUAAAAGAAAUCCACAGCUAUUUAUUUACUUAUAGAAUCUGAACAUAGAGCAGUAUUGUGUACUGUAUGUAUGUGGUGUUCUAUUUGAGAUUUGUAAAGAAUAAAUAGAAUUAUUUAAUUGCAACAUAUGAAUUUUUUUGUGCUGCAUUUUCACAAAUAAAACUAGUUUUAAAUAUGCCCUUAAGGUUUAUUUUUUUUUUUUUUUUAAGUCGUCUAGAUUUAACUAGAGCACAAGUACAAUCUUCAAAAGACUUUAUGAUUUUAAUGUUCAAGUGGCUUUUGUAUACAUUUUGUUGUGCCCUGUUGUAGAUAUCACCUUAUUAACUUUGCACAAGGGGAAAUGUUAAGCUUGUUAAAAGAUGUGUGGUUUGUUGUGAGAGAUUAGGGGUCAGUGACACUGCCCAGCUGAAUACUUAACUGAACCUGCAUUUCUAGAGAGGAAAAAGCAUGUGUCCUCUAAAGAAAUUGGUUGUUAGGGCUGUUAGUGGGCUGCUUUAUUGCUUACUCUCUUUCCUAUCUGUGUUCCAGCUAUCCUGAUAUGGAAGGACAUUGAAGGGAAUCUGUUAAAACACAGUCCAUUUUCAUUAGCUGGUCUAUUUUGGCUUGUGAUCAUUUUAUUUUAUCUCAUUGAUCAUUUCAGACAGUGUUAGAUAAUGGGACUGACACGCAAGCCCAACCCAGCUUGAUUGCUUGACCCUCUUCAUUUGCAACAAGAGAACUAUCUCUACACAUGUUGCCCCCACUGACAAACACACACAUUUUUGUUUUUCACUCCUGCACACUGGCUCUUAGGUUAUCCUCCCACAUUUGUCUUUGGGUUUUGAUAAUGCAUGUUUACAGAGACAUGACCCCCUGAGUGUGGCAAUGCAUCACUGUCAGCAGGACAGUAGCACCUGAUUCCAGCGCACUCCAUCUCAGCUUGACCCCUGACAUUCAUGGGAGGGGGGGAGGGGGUAGAAUCAG